UCCAAGCUUUUAACGUUGGUUGGAGCUGCUCUGAGAAAAAAGAUCGUCGAUCUCGCAGAUCGAUCGUGGCACGCAACCCGCAACACUCAUCGCCCGCAUAGAACCCAACGUUUGUCGCAGUUUCUCGCGCACAGCUGCCGCCGCCGCCAUGGUCGUCCUCGACAACCACGAGUACCUCGCCGAGGAAGAGAAGAGGCUCAAGGAGGACCGCAACCGCGUCAAAUACUGGAAGAAGUGGGGCCCCUAUGUGUCCGAGAGACAAUGGGCGACAGUGAGAGAGGACUACAGCGCCGAUGGUGACGCCUGGAGUCACUUUCCACACGACCACGCCCGAUCACGCGCAUACCGGUGGGGCGAAGAUGGCAUUGCUGGCGUCUGUGACACGCAUGGGCUCCAAAACAUUGCCUUUGCGUUCUGGAACGAGAAGGAGUACGACUCAACCAACAGCCAAUUUUAAUACUGUAACGGAACAGCUUGCUGACUGCCCCUAGCUCUUUCCUCAAGGAGAGGCUGUUUGGCUUGUCCAACCCGCAAGGCAACCAUGGCGAGAGCAUCAAAGA
Molecule: messenger RNA, 560 nt
Organism: Lasiosphaeria miniovina
Lineage: Eukaryota; Fungi; Ascomycota; Sordariomycetes; Sordariales; Lasiosphaeriaceae
Exons: 2
Coding region: 149-457 (102 amino acids)
Source: RefSeq, a predicted model, not a curated record